UGUCACAGUUCUCGCAGUUGCUGCCAUACUCGCCGCUGCUCUCAUCACUGUAACCGUCGCUGCUACUCUGGUCACUGCUGCUGCCGUCAUCGCCCGCUGUCGCUGCAAUCCCUACCGCUGGUUCUGUCGCCGCCAGGAAUGACCUGCACCUGCAUCCUUUGCAAAAGGAAAGUCAAGGCUUGCAAUAAGCCUAUACAGGUUCAUUGGACGCCGAGGAAUGCCGCGGAAAAUAUACAGCGACAACGCCACCAACUUCGUCGGCGCCGAUCGCAAGCUUCGCGAGCUGAGGGAUGCUUUCGAGGCCCAACAACCGGAAGUACAGAAAUACGCAACGGACGAAGGAUUCACCUUCGCCUUUAUACCACCCAGGGCACCGCACUUCGGCGGGUUAUGGGAGACGGCAGUGAAGUCCGCCAAACACCUUCUCGUGCGCGCAAUCGGCAACGCGCUGCUCACCGCCGAAGAACUACAGACGCUGCUCGUCGAGGUCGAGGCCGUACUCAACUCGCGACCCCUGGUACCACUGAGUCAGGACCCGAACGAUGGAGAGGCCCUAACACCAGCGCACCUACUAGUUGGGUGCCCUCUUCGAGCGCUGCCACCAGCCCAAGUAUCGAUGGACCCAAUGCGUUGCUGCGACAGAUGGCAACUUGUCUGUUGUCUCAAGCAACAGUUUUGGCGACUGUGGUCCAGGAACUACCUGUUGGGUCUGCAACCACUUGGCAUCCGAAACGCAACCUCGAGCUGAACGACCUCGUCCUGGUUCAGGAAGACAACACACCACCGCAGCAAUGGGUGCUCGGCCGCGUCGCCGCAAUCGUAACAGGGCAAGACGGCAAAGUCCGCGUAGCAGACGUGGCAACCAAAGCGGGCGUAAUUAAACGCCCCGUUCACAAGCUCGCCGUACUGCCAUCAGACGUUGAAGGACCAUGAGCCUUUCAAGGUGGCCGGUGUUACGCCAAAUGGCUUAGAAUUUUAAUUAUUAAUUUAAUUUUAUAUAUUUAAUUUAAUUUUAAUCAUUAUUAUCAUAAUUUGUUAAAUUCCAUAAUUUCUCGUAACGUUUCAAUAUUAAGCUUACUGUUUUCUAAAAAUACUGUUCAAUUUUCGUAUAUGAAUUUAAAAAUAGCACUAUAUAUGUAUAAACACCUAUAUUACAUAAACGUAACAGAGCAAUACAUAUUUA
This is a messenger RNA of Anastrepha ludens (Mexican fruit fly), 1183 nucleotides long. RefSeq lists its product as uncharacterized. The transcript is spliced from 2 exons. NCBI's taxonomy places the organism in Eukaryota, Metazoa, Arthropoda, Insecta, Diptera, Tephritidae. Bases 139 to 933 code for a protein of 264 amino acids. The record is from RefSeq and is a predicted model, not a curated record.